UGUGUAAUUUAUUUAUCUUCAAAAUAACCAUGUUGUCUACGAUGAGAGUCGCCAGCCGCCGGGCUGUUUCGCGUGAGUCAGGCAUGCGGGUCUUGUUGACUGGGGUGCGAGCUGGUUCUACUUGGGCCAAUGUUCCUCAGGGACCUCCUGACGCGAUCCUGGGUAUCACUGAAGCUUUCAAAGCGGACUCUUUUGCGGAGAAGAUCAACUUGGGUGUUGGAGCUUACCGCGAUGACAAAGGAAAGCCCUACGUUCUUCCCUCCGUUCGUGCCGCCGAAGACAAGAUCGUCGCAUCCCGUCUCGACAAGGAAUACGCUGGUAUCACCGGUGUCCCCAGCUUCACCUCCAAAGCUGCUGAGCUCGCCUACGGCGCUGACUCUGCAGCCCUCAAAGAAGGCCGUAUCGCCAUCACACAAUCCAUUUCUGGUACGGGCGCACUCAGGAUCGGUGGUGCUUUCCUUGAGCGAUUCUACCCCGGCGCCAAAAAGGUUUACCUACCCACACCUACCUGGGCGAACCACAAUGCCGUCUUCAGCGAUUCCGGUCUGGAGGUCGCCAAAUACCGGUACUAUAACAAGGAUACCAUUGGAUUGGACUUUGACGGUCUCGUUGAGGAUCUAAAGGCUGCUCCUAAGAACAGCAUUAUCUUGCUACAUGCUUGCGCUCAUAACCCUACCGGUGUUGACCCUACCCCCGAUCAAUGGCGUCAAAUCAGUGAUGUCGUCAAGGAGAAGGAACAUUUCGCUUUCUUCGACAUGGCUUAUCAGGGAUUCGCCUCUGGUGAUGCCGACAAGGAUGCUUUUGCGCCUAGAUACUUUGUUGAACAAGGCCACAACAUUGCUCUGUGCCAGAGUUUUGCCAAGAACAUGGGUCUAUACGGUGAGCGUGCAGGCGCAUUCUCUCUCGUCUGCGCCUCAGCCGAGGAAAAGAAACGCGUCGAUUCCCAAAUCAAAAUCCUCAUUCGCCCUCUUUACUCCAACCCCCCUAUUCACGGCGCACGUAUCGCAUCCACCAUCUUGAAUGACCCCGAGCUCAAGAAGCAAUGGCUAGGCGAAGUUAAGGGUAUGGCAGAUCGUAUCAUUGAGAUGCGCACUCUUCUCAAGCAAAAUCUUGAAGCUUUGGGUAGUAAGCAUGACUGGUCCCAUAUUACCGACCAGAUCGGUAUGUUUGCAUACACCGGCCUAAAACCUGAACAAAUGGAUGUCCUUGCCAAGGAACACUCCGUCUACGCAACAAAGGAUGGCCGUAUCUCUGUCGCUGGAAUCACGACAGGAAACGUUAAACGACUUGCAGAGGCUAUUUACAAGGUUACUGGUUAGAUUUCUUUUCAUACUAUUUUGUAGAAAAUAGAAGCAAAGAGAUAAAAGAAUAAAAGGUUGGUUCGGUAAUUGUGCUAUGUCAAUGGCAUGUCAAAUACUAGACAGAAUGGUAUGAUAAGAUUUG
Molecule: messenger RNA, 1443 nt
Organism: Talaromyces stipitatus ATCC 10500
Lineage: Eukaryota; Fungi; Ascomycota; Eurotiomycetes; Eurotiales; Trichocomaceae
Product: aspartate aminotransferase, putative
Exons: 5
Coding region: 30-1319 (429 amino acids)
Biological process (GO): biosynthetic process; L-aspartate catabolic process
Cellular component (GO): mitochondrion
Molecular function (GO): L-aspartate:2-oxoglutarate transaminase activity; pyridoxal phosphate binding
Source: RefSeq, a predicted model, not a curated record